AUGUCUUUUUCCAAGGGGGCCACUCCUAAGGGCGUGCAAAAUGGCCCGGCUAUUUUGGAUGCCAGUGCGAUCCGUACUUUCAAGAUAGCACAUCAACGUAUUUCGCUUGAUGUGGAUCUCUCCACACAUAGCAUACGGGGCACAGCGGACAUAAUUCUGAUUCCGCUGAUACAAAACUUGGCAUUUAUCACGCUGGACUGUAAAGCAAUGAAGAUCAAAGAUGUGCUCGUUGAAAACAGGCGAUGUGAAAAUUAUAUUCAUGACGAUGCCGUGAGAACCUAUUCACAGAAGUAUACACAGAAUGCAAGAGAUCCACUAUUUGAAUUCAAUUCCAUCGAACAGUCUCACUUUUUCAGGGAGAAAUUUGCAGAUUUGAACGAGUUUCCAGAAGAAAAGACUAAAUCACAAUUAACCAUCAAGAUUCCGCCAUCGAUAAAGAUAACGUUACAGGAUGCAAACUCUUUGACUAAUUUCACGCCAAUUACUCCGUCAAUAAGAGGUACGCCGGCACAAGAUACUGUUUUCACUCCAAUAAGUAUAAGAAUAGAAUAUGAGGUCAACAAUCCCAGCACGGGUGUGCGGUUCGAUACAAUUUCCGAGACGCAACAGCAUUUGUGGAAUGUAUAUACUACUAAUUCGGAACUAUGCUGUACUGCAUCUUACUGGAUGCCUUGUGUCAACAUGCUGGAUGAAAAAUGUACAUGGGAAGUUGAAAUUAGCGUACCAAGAAAAGUGAAAGACAUUGGGACAUCAAAAAUUAUUGGCCAACAAGAAAAUAUUUCCAGAAGAUUACGUCCACAUAAACAAUCAGAAAUGGACCUGAAUCGUAACUAUAAUGAUAUAUCAGAUAAUGCAUAUACCACUCCUAAUGAUGUAAAGCAGGAAAAUGAAAAGAAGGUUCACGAUCAGGAAGAUGAGGAAGAAGAUGACGAAUACGAGAUGUUGGACGAGGAAGAUGAAAAUAAUACCUUAAAUAAAGAUAUCCAAGUAUGUUGUUGCGAGUUUUCCACUGCAAAGGAAACAUCUCAUCCAACAGAUUUGACUAAAAAGUUAUUUUCUUUUCAAAUAUUCAAUCCCGUUGCCCCACAUCAUGUUGGUUGGGCAAUUGGAGCAUUUGAUAUUUGGGUACUUCCUCCUCUACAGCAACAUGAAGAAACCUCUGAUGAUGAACAGGAUGAAAAUGAUGAAAGUAAGAAAUUAAGUCAAAAAUUCUCUAAUGAAAUGGUUGAUGAUACCGAAAAUAACGAUAUUAUACCGAUUCAAGUCUAUACUUUACCGCAAGGCGAUAUUGACGAGAAAACAGUACUCAACACCACUAUAGUUUCUCAGAAAAUAAUGGAUUUUUAUUCAAAAGAAUUUGGUUCAUAUCCAUUUGCCUCGUAUUCCAUUGUCUUCUUGCCGACUUUAGUCGAUCCAACAAUGGAUUUUGCAGGUAUGACUUUAAGUAAUACACGAUUAUUAUACCCGCCAGAGAUGAUUGAUUCAAUGUUUACAACUACAAAUCAUUUGGCUUGGGCACUAGCAACACAGUGGUCUGGAGUCAAUAUAACACCUUUAGAGAUGAACAAUAUUUGGUGCUGUUUGGGAAUAGCGGGUUAUAUGGUAUUCCAGUUAACGAAAAAACUGUUUGGUUCUAAUGAGCUUAGGUAUCGCUUGAAAAUGGCUGCAGAGAAAAUAGUGGAUCAGGACUGGGAGAAGCCACCUAUAGGUUCUGCUUUCACUAAUUCAUCGAGACCAAUUUCAUAUACGAGCAAAGAUCUGGAUUUCAUCAAGCUGAAAGCACCUAUGGUGAUGUUCAUCCUAGAUCGUCGUAUGAUAAAGACUGAAAGAUCUUUUGGAAUGUCUCGUGUUCUGCCGAAAAUUUUUCUGCAAGCUAUGUCCGGAGAUUUAACAAAUAAUUCACUCUCUGCUUCUCAUUUUCAGUACGUUUGUGAGCGCGUGAAUCGAAGUAAGCUAGAAGCCUUCUUUCAGCAGUGGGUUUAUGGGUCUGGCGUACCAAUCUUUCGUGUUACCCAAAGGUUUAAUAAAAAAAGGAUGAUGGUAGAAAUGGGUAUUAGGCAAUGCCAAGCGCAGGAGCUAGGUCAAGAUAAGGUUCUAGGAGCAGAGGGAUUCUGUUCUAGUGCUUUGAAUUAUAAGGAUGUUCCAUCCUUGAAUAGAACUCCCUUUUUUACCGGUUCAAUGACUAUCCGAAUUCACGAAGCAGAUGGAACCCCUUAUGAACACAUAGUGGAAUUGAAAGAUGUAUUCACUAAGCUUGAUAUCCAGUAUAACACCAAGUACAGGAAAUUAAGGAAUAAGAGAAUUCAGGCAACUAAAUCCUCAAAUAAGUCCUCAACACCAGAUUUAAUGCAUGAAGCUCUUAGUGCAUUUUCUGAUAAAUCGGAAAAUGGCCCUGUUCACAAGCUUGGGAACGUCCUCAGUAGUUCUGAUGAACUUGAUGUAUGGAAUUUGGUCGAUGUAUCCGUUUCUACAGAUGGAAACGAAUCUCAAAGGCAAAAUGAGGCGUUUGAGUGGAUAAGGAUAGACUCCGAUUUUGAAUGGAUAUGCAAAAUCUACGUUAAUCAAGCUGAUUAUAUGUUUACAUCACAGCUUCAGCAAGAUAGUGAUGUUGAAGCCCAAGUCGAAAGUUUAAGAUAUUUCGAAGAUGUUAUUGUUCAUGCUUCGGAUAAUUCUCAGAUAUACUCUUCCAUACUUACCAGGACAGCCAUGGAUAAACGCUAUUUUUACGGUGUGAGAUUAGAGGCGUGUAGAGCUCUUGCAAGAUUUAUUGUUAGAGAUCACGAACCGAAAAAUUUUAGUGGUGGUCCCAGGCAUCUUAUUCAUAUUUUUCGUGCUUUAUUUUGUUACAAAGAUUCCAACGUUCCGUUAAGCAACGACUUUACAAAUUUUCAGAAUUACUUCAUACAAAAAGGUAUCCUCAAAUACCUGAAGCUGAUCAAAAAUGAAAGAAAUGAGACACCAGAAUUUGUGAAACAUUUUCUUUUAGAUAUACUAACAUACAAUGAAAACUCAGAGAAUGCGUACGAUGACAGUCAUUAUUUAUGCGCUUUGAUUGAUGCGGUGGUUGACUGCGCCAUACGAAACCCCACAGAUGAGAAUUAUCUAACAAAAGUAAUCGAGCAACUUCGGAGAUAUCAAAACUUGGAAAAGUGGACGCCAACUUACCAGUUUUUAGUUAAAAAGGAGGUAAUAUCAGCGAAGCUACGGUUGACUAUGUCGGGCUUAUACGAGCUCAAUGAAUUGAACGAAAUUAUAGGUGAUACUCUAGAGGAAGAAACGCAACCAACAAAUCUUAACGUUCCACGGUUACGUGAAGGCUCUCAGGACAUUACACUGUGUGCUUUCAAGCUACUUUUGGUUGUUGGAGGUAUGAAAAACAAAGAAGCUCUGAAGUAUUUUUUUGAAACGUUAUGUUUUACACCAAACGUUUAUCUAAGAGAUAAAAUGGUGGAUGUUUUGUUUGAUGCUAUUGACUUCAUCGCUGUUAACAAAUUAAGUGACAGAUUAGAUGAUGAUAUUGAUUAUCUUGUCAAUAAAAUUAACCCUGAAGACUUAAGCUUAGAUAACCUCAAUGGAGACUCUGCAAUUGUAGAAGAGGAUACUAAUAGAGAGCUGAAGAAGAGACAGGAAGAAAAAUUGAAAACCACGAUCAGAGGACUAAUGCAAUUAUUGACAAGACAGUUCAAAUCCUAUGACCCCUUGAAAACAAUACUUUGGGGCGUGCUACGUGUCCCAGGACUGAGUUUGUAUCAAAAAAAAAGAUUAUUUGACUUGUCUAGAAUUUUAUAUCCUCUACUCGACAGUUUUGAAGUAGUAUUACCUAUGCCAAGGGACAAAAAGCUAGUAGCCAGCUAUGAUGAAAAUAACAAAGUGGUAAUUAAGAGAGAGGGACUCCUGAAGGUCCAUAUACCUUCGAAUAUAAAAAUAAAUGUGAAAUCAAAUGAAAAUGUUAAUCAAAAGCCCAAUUUCACAACGGUUACAGUGCCAAGCAACAAGGUGAAGAUUACUCUGAACAAACCAACAACUGCGAAACCGAAAAAGGUGGUUAAGCCCCCAAGCAAACUAAAACAAGCAAAAGGUACAGUAAACAGAGUCGGCGUGCUCCCUUUAAGGUUUGUGAAACUCUCGAUAGCUGAGAAAAAAAAGGUAGACAUUUCAUCUACACCAUUCAGCAAGAAUGUCCAAAUUAUAAAAGCUAAUAGCAGGUCAUUCACACUAAAAAUAUUGCUGCCAAAGAAGAAUAAUCAAAUUGGACAAUAA
Zygotorulaspora mrakii is the source of this 4260-nucleotide messenger RNA. It is a transcript of the gene TAF2, whose product is annotated as transcription initiation factor TFIID subunit TAF2. Gene Ontology annotation, cellular component: transcription factor TFIID complex. Gene Ontology annotation, biological process: transcription initiation at RNA polymerase II promoter. Gene Ontology annotation, molecular function: chromatin binding; transcription cis-regulatory region binding; RNA polymerase II general transcription initiation factor activity. The transcript has a single exon. The record is from RefSeq and is a predicted model, not a curated record. The coding region runs from base 1 to 4260 and encodes 1419 amino acids. Lineage: Eukaryota; Fungi; Ascomycota; Saccharomycetes; Saccharomycetales; Saccharomycetaceae.